AACAAUGAACGACAGUGAGCCAAGUGGUAGUGGCGUGUCACGUGACAGCGGUGUACCAAUGGACACAUUUGAUGAUAGCGUGGUUUGUAAGAACUCAGUCUCGUCCGGUAAUGUGGUGUUCUUACACCCUCUGGUGGCUAUGAACAUUGCUGAUCAUGCGACCAGAUACAAGAUCAACAACAAGGACCAUCAGUACGCACUGGGAGUAUUGCUAGGAAAACAGACAGGUCGAGAUAUUGAGAUAAUAUCUUCAUUUGACGUGUGUUACGAUGUGGUAGAUAACUCCUGGAUACUCAACAGGGACUACCUUGACAGCAGGCUUGAACAAGUGUCUCAGAUCCCCGCUGGCGGGGCAAGUUGGGCGGAGUCCACCAGCUCCGUUAGUGAUGUAGUGGGAUGGUACGCGCUGGGUAGCUCCCCUGCCACACGACACAUCGGUAUGCACACACAGAUGUGCCAGGUUAAUGAGAGCGUUGUGUUGCUCAUGUUCGAUCAUACCAACGAGAAGGAGCUUUCCAUGAAAACGUACGAGUCACUCGUCGACCUUUCCAACAACCAGAGUAGAACAGUGUUCGUUGAGAGCCAAUACACAGUUAAGACUACUGAGAGUGAACGUAUUGGUAUAGACCAUGCAGCUGGGGCUAAUGUAUCUGGAUUCAGCGCAGUGUCCGACGUUGUCAGUUCAAAUCAAAGUGCUAUAACCAUGUUGAACGGACGAGCACAAGUUAUAUGUGACUACAUUAGAGAAGUUAAAGAAGGUAAAAGGAAAUCAAACCCAGCUAUAAUGCGGGCUAUAUCGAGUUUGGUAUCUUCGUUACCCUUAGCUCAACAACAUACUGAUAACUUUGAUGCUCAAUGCAGUCAGGAAGUAGUAGAAGCUAUGAUGAUCGCCUCGCUUGCUACACUAACAAGAGGAAUUAUGACACACGACGAGAUUGCUGCCAAAUCUAACGUUAUCUACUCUCACAACGUGACGAAUAAAAAGAUACGGAGUUUAGAUGUUUUCUCAGCUUUCUCCAGAAAUUUGCCGAUAUGAAGAUCCUAGGAUGACAUUAUAUAUGAACUACAUGGGAUGUCAGAAUGAAAUGUGGGUAUGGUUUCAUAAGAGUUGUCUUGUGGAGAGUUAAAUGAGAAUAGAACACGAACACCGCAUUGUCUUCGGUAAUGAAUCGUGAAAUGAGCAAGUGUUGGACUUGGGACUGUUGGGUCUUUUUAGUAUUUAAUUUUCUUGCAUUAUAUUUGGAAAAUGGGCCAAGGGUAGAAAAAAUAAAUCUCAGGUUAUUAUAUCUGUAUAUUUGCUGGUAUGUAUGUUUUGAUGAUGAACUAUUGACAC
Bolinopsis microptera is the source of this 1333-nucleotide messenger RNA. Its product is annotated as COP9 signalosome complex subunit 6-like. Gene Ontology annotation, molecular function: protein binding; metallopeptidase activity. Gene Ontology annotation, biological process: protein deneddylation. Gene Ontology annotation, cellular component: COP9 signalosome. The transcript is spliced from 7 exons. The record is from RefSeq and is a predicted model, not a curated record. Bases 5 to 1036 code for a protein of 343 amino acids. NCBI's taxonomy places the organism in Eukaryota, Metazoa, Ctenophora, Tentaculata, Lobata, Bolinopsidae.